Messenger RNA from Yamadazyma jaroonii, 2292 nucleotides. Lineage: Eukaryota; Fungi; Ascomycota; Pichiomycetes; Serinales; Debaryomycetaceae. The record is from the annotation of a GenBank genome assembly.
AUGGAAUCGAAAACAGCAGCAGAGAUCAAAGCUUCGGAGUUAGAGAAAGACGUUUAUGUCAGAGAAGAGGUCAAUGAUUCCAUAACAUCAAAUGAUAUACCAACCUACGGGGCCAAUGAUAUCCUUGACGAAUCGGCUGAUGAUGCUCCAUUGCCUGAGGUCAGAUCAGUAGUUAAACCCACCGAUGAAGACUUACCUGUGAACACCUUCAGAGCUUGGUUCUUGGGUAUUAUCUUCACUAUAGUUGGAUCUGGUAUUAAUCUUUUCUUUUCCUUGAGAUAUCCUGGGAUCACUAUUUCGUCAAUUGUGGCCCAAUUGGUAUCAUAUCCUUUGGGUCAAGGUUUGGCCCAAAUUCUUCCACUAUGGGAAUUCGAUUUGGGAAAGUUAGGAAAGUUUGUAUUGAACCCUGACCGUAAGUUUAAUAAGAAGGAACAUACAAUCAUUACAAUCAUGGCUAAUAUUUCUUUUACUGCUUCAUGGGCCACUGAUGUGAUCCAAGCCCAAUAUAUUUAUGGAGUACCUGCACCAGCAGGGUACCAAAUUCUUAUGGUAUUAACCUGUCAAUUAUUUGGUUUGGGUGUGGCAGGUCUUAUGGAUGAGAUUUUAGUCAAAGAUUCCUAUAAUUACUGGCCCAAUACAAUGGCCAAUGUAGCCUUGUUUGAUUCGCUACAUUCUCGUACCAACUCCAUUGCUGAUGGUUGGUCUAUCAGUAGAUACAAAUUUUUCCUUAUAGUGUUUGCUGGAUCUUUUACAUAUUAUUUCCUUCCAGGAUUCCUUUUCCAAGCUCUCAGUUAUUUUACAUGGAUUUGUUGGAUAGUUCCUAAAAACGUUGUAGUUAACCAAAUAUUUGGGCAAGUACAAGGUUUAGGGUUCUCACCAAUUACUUUUGACUGGUCUCAAAUUUCCUAUGCUAAUGGUUCACCACUUUUGAUACCUUUUUGGCCCCAAAUAAUGACUAUUUUUGGCUGGGUGAUAUUUUUUGGGAUUCUCCCUUUGAUUUUGUACUACAAGAAUUCCAUGUUCUUUGCCUAUUUACCUAUUUCAAGUAGUACUGUCUUUGACAAUACAGGGAAUACUUACAACGGGUCUAGAGUAUUGGACCUUUCUACCAUGUCUUUGGAUGAGCAAGCAUAUAAAGCCUAUUCCCCACCAUUCCUUGCUUCUACCUACGCUAUCAGUUAUGGGUUAUCUUACGCAGUGUUAUCAUCUUCAGUGGUAUAUGUAGUAUUGUAUCAUGGUAAAGAUAUUUAUGGUACUUUCACCAGAGGAGUUAAAGAGGAUGUUCAUGUCAGAUUGAUGAACAAAUACCCUUCGGUACCAAGAUGGUGGUAUGCAGUUCUCAUAGUAUUGAUAUAUGCCCUCACAAUAGUUACUAUGGAAGUUUAUGAUUCGAAAUUCCCUGUUUAUGGUAUCACUAUUGCCUUAUUUAUGGUAUUCUUGUUCAUUCUUCCCAUUGGUAUUGUAUAUGCUCGUACCAACAUCAACACCAAUUGUAUGACAGUCUUAGGUCAAAUCAUUGCUGGGUACGCUAUUAAUCCAGCAAAGCCGAUCGUAUCACUUGCUUGGAAAUUUUAUGCAUACACUGGGGUAUCCCAAGCCAUGGCAUUCUCCCAAGAUAUGAAAUUAGGAUAUUAUAUGAAAGUGCCAAAACGGACUGUUUUCUGGGCCCAACUUUCAUCAUGUAUCGUAGGAGCUUUGGUUCAAGUGGGUAUACUCAUAGCCAUGUUAAACAAUGUAGAAGAUAUCUGUAGUGCUGACCAAGUAAGUCAUUUCACUUGUCCCCAAGGUACUACUAAUUUUGCAGCUUCAGUAGUGUGGGCCCUCGUGGGACCGAAAAGAUUAGUUUCCCCAGGAAAAAUCUACUCUGGUUUCCUUCAUUUGUUUUGGAUCGGUCCAGUACUUGUGUUAAUCACUUGGGCAUUACAGAAGAAAUUCCCAAGCGUCACAGUUUUGAAGAAUUGGAAUUGGGUGGUGGUAUUUGGGGCUAUGGGUAACUAUCCACCAGCUACUGGUAUCAAUUAUACUGCUGGAACAGCUGUAGGUUUGUUAUUCAACUACUAUAUUAAGAAGAGAUGGGGUAAUUGGUGGUUGAAAUACAAUUUUGUGUUAUCUUGUGCUUUAGACAUUGGAGUAGCACUCUCAGGAAUUUUCAUUUUCUUCUGUCUUUCCCUCCCAGGAGUUAGUUUAUCUUGGUGGGGUAAUGAUGUUUAUGGUAAUACAGCUGAUGGACAGUUGUCUCCAUAUUUAAAUAUCCCUGGUAAGGGAUUCUUUGGUCCCGAUAGUUGGUCUUGA